UUCACGCUUUCUCACUCUUUUUUCUCUCUCUCUCUCUCUCUCUCUCUCUCUCGCUCUCUCUCUCUCUCUCGUGCGUCAUACACAGGAAAAGUGCCUUAUUCCCUUGUGGAACUCAAUCUACCCCCCACUCACAGACGCUCACCUGCAGAAUGCCAGCUCCUCUUUACUUGUCACCUUCUGUGUUUGGAAAAACGUCAGAUACUCACACUCACGCAUACACACACACACACACACACACACACACACACACACACACACAUACAUACGAGAACACGUCACACUCUCUGAGUAAAUGCAUGCUUCAGAGCUGGUAACGAACGAGAGAGAGAGAUAGAGAGACAGAGAGAGGGAGGGGAUAAAGUCUUAUUGUUCUCGACCAGCGUGCAUUGGAGGUGUGGCAUCUUCCGGGCGUUGUCGUGGAGACGGAAGGCUGCCCGGGCGCUGUUCUCUCUCUCCUUCUCUCCGGGCUGAUCACUAAGACGCUGACCGCAGGGAGGCUGAUCCUUAUGGCAAGAGCCGCAGCCACAGCUUUUCAAAUGGAAGAGGCUCCCAAAACACUGGUGACACUACUUCUAGAUGGCAGGGAGAUAUGCAAGAAGAUACAUCAUCUCAACAGCGCUGCAGAAAUAAUUGAUGCCUGCAAGCGUUUUUUGCCUUGUACUGCAGAAUAUCAUAGAAUUCUAAAAUUCAGUGCUGAUUUUCAUGAAUAUGUUGACACAGACCUUAAUGACAACAUCCAAAACUUUGACAAGUUUCAAGUUUUGUUCACCUCAAUCAAGCCAGGUGGAACACUGCCAUGGGCUGGACAACUGAAUAUAGUCGCAGCUGGUCCAAGUAAUCAGCUGAAGGCCGGCCCUCACAGUACAGAUGCAGCUGGUACAAGUAAUCAGCUAAAGCAUGGCCAGGGUCCAGUUGAUGCAGACAGACUGAGAAUGCUCAUUCAGAUCAAAGGCCCAAGUAUACUGUCAGAUUAUGAAGCUACAGGAACGCUGUCUGAGACAUCAAGAAAACUUCUUGUGAAGAUAGGAGUCAGUGACCUGGUGGAGCGAAGGGGAUUUUACCCAUCAAGUGAUGAUAAACUGUUGUUAGCUAAAAGUGUGAUAACCCUGUUCCCAUCAAUGAAGAUGAAGAUGGGAGAAGAGAAUGAAGGAUUUGAGCACUUCUAUGACCCAGUGUCCCACAAUGGAUUCAUUGAAAUUAAACUGAGAAAUCUACGGAGGAACCUUCAUGAUAGUCAGCGACGCUACCGCCGCAAGCGGGCCAUGACCAGUGAUCCGUGUUUCCAUCCAGUUUCCAUUACACUGCGAAUGCCAGCAGGAAGGGAAGAGGAGUCCUCCAUGGAUUGGAAGGCUGUAAUCAAAAGGAUGAAACCAUCUGAGGAGAACUUCUCCACCAUCCGACUGGGCAUGGAGAAAACCUACACUAGCCGCAGGUUCUGGAUUGCAAAUAACUCACCAACAGUAGAAGAGAUUUUUCAGCAGUACCCUCAUUUUAUAGACAUGCCAUACUUACUUGACCUUGAGUUUGAGAAGAUGCAUCCAGGGAAAGCUGACCUCUUCCUUCAAAAGUGGGAAGGAAGUGUUGUCCCGAAAUUACUGAGGAUGGCCACAAUGAAAGAGAAUCCUGCUGUUUUGGCAUCUGCCAGUGAGAGUGAUGAGCCUUGCUUUAGAGCUCUUCAGAUGCUCACAUACCUUUUGCCUCCUACUGCAUCCGGCAGGGGCAAAGGCUGGACCAAAUGCAGUGUGAAAUCAGCCAUAUGUUAUAUCUUGGACAUUAAGCUGAGUGAAACAGACAGUUCCAUCCUCAUGGGUAAUUCACCUGACAGAGUGGUGGAAAAUCAUCAACCUCACCUCAUAUGUUUAGGUCAGCCCAGUUCUACAGCUCAGUAUAUCAUCGUGGCAGAGAAGGACAAAGUCGCCAUUCCACUUGAGGAUAACAGUUUGACAUGCGCCAUUGACAAACUGUUUAAGAUGUACUGCAUUUGCAACCUGGCAUAUCCUGCCCAGCUCACAUCGGUCUUUAAUUUCUUUGAGCAUCUCUAUGACAUGCCUAUCUCUGGUGGAAAGAGAUCCAAAGUUGUGGAGCUUAUUGCGAGACUUCAAGCGAUGUUAUAAAACAUAGAAUCAUGUAUAUUUGUCCCAAGUGCAAAAAACUGUAUGAAAACUGGAGUGAUCAUCUGUAAUUGUGCAAUAAAGUAAAAUAUGAAGAACAUGUGCUUAGCAACUUUAAGUGAUAUUUAGGAGGACACCUGUCUUAGCUGUUACAUUCAUUUUUCUGAAAAUGUCUGAGUAGACACAGUGCACGACAUUUCAGCAGGUGUUGUCGUUCCAUUGAAAUAAAACAGAUGCUGCAUUUCACUUGUGCAGAAAAAAAACUGGUGUGUUGUUAAAUGACAGAGUGGUAAGUUUUACCUCUACUACAGCAAAUGAGAAAAACAAGCCAACGGCCAUUCGUAUUCCAAAAGCCUCAGAGAAUCCCAUAAAGCAAACGUCCAAUCAGGUGUGGUGCCUCUUAUUCUUUCUUCUCUUAAGUGAAAGAUGUAGCUUAUGAUUUGCUGCAGUUCUUGCCAAAGCAGAUCAUCAUGGAUCAUUCUAACGUAUUCUAGAGGAUUUAUCCAGACAGGAUCCUGACUGAAAAACAUCAUUUAUGCUGGCACAUGACAUUAAAAUUUAAAAACAGACAAGCCUGUGUGUACUAUUUUUUAAAUAUUGAAUAAAAUUAAUUAGCCUAAGCGUAUGUUUACUUAAUAAUUGUCCUGAACAAUUUUUCAAAAAAGAGUGAGCUGUUGAUUGAAAACAUGAAAGCCUUUGGCACUAACAUUGAUGCUGACAGCUCUAUAAUGUGGCUCACGCUGUCAGUGUUUCUUGGUUUAAUAAAUCGAAAUACAUCACAUGCGGCUCUUAUUAUUAUGUCAAUGUUUAGUUUAAAUGUAUCAUCGCUAUCAGAACAAAACCUUAUAGCACCAUUUCUGUUGUUUUAUUUAUUUAUUUUUGUUUUACAGAAUUUAAAAACCUCCAGUUUUUUACUUUUUUUUAAAUUAUGUGAUGGAGGGAAAGAAAUGAUCCGAAAGUACUUACCACCAAUUGUUUCUUUCACUUUAUAUACAAAUAACUGACAUUAAAAAUUACCAAUGUUUUUGCUUCUCCUGUAAAUCUACCAUUUUAGAGAUGCGAGGUUUUGUUGCGACAGCUGUUUAUGUGCUUUACACUUUGUUCUUAUAACUUCUCGUGUGCUGAAACCAUGACUGGAGUCUCUGGUGUCUUCACCAUGUCACUGGUGAAGUUGUACAUAUGAAGCGUUUUGUUCCAAAAUGUCUAACAGACCACUUUCAAGAAUUUUCUUUUUUUCAUACGUUGUUGGGUGUGGGCCAUGUGAUGGACUGGUGACCUGUCCAGGGUGUUUCCUGUCUUCCACCCAGUGGGAUGGCCUCCAAUACCUCCCGCGACCCAGAAGAAUAAGUGGCUUAGAUCAUAUGUGUGGGUGUUUUGGGAGUGGACUUUACACAUUCAAGCAAUAUUAAUACUAUAUUAUGGUUUAAUACCACCUUCAUUAGAGAAAUAAAAACACGCUAGCUGUUUUCUCAUUAUAUACAAAAUUGUUACUAAAGGACAUACAGCAUUUUGGAAUUAAACUCUUUGUAUUUUACCUGAAUGUCAAAAGGAAGCAGAUCUGUUUUUUUUUCUAAGAAUCUCAUUCUCAUUGUCACCUGUAUUUGGUAGAUCACUUAAAGAAAUCUCUUUUAAUGAUUACCAAUAAAAUAAGACUUGUUCUAAUUAUUGUGUGAAUGUAUUAUGGAUCUUGAUGUUUGACUUUUGUAUUUGUGAACAUGAUAAGAUAUUAGAUAAUCUGAUAAUAAAUUCAACUG
Pygocentrus nattereri (red-bellied piranha) is the source of this 3865-nucleotide messenger RNA. It is a transcript of the gene lingo2b, whose product is annotated as leucine rich repeat and Ig domain containing 2b. Bases 507 to 2114 code for a protein of 535 amino acids. The record is from RefSeq and is a predicted model, not a curated record. Gene Ontology annotation, molecular function: protein binding. NCBI's taxonomy places the organism in Eukaryota, Metazoa, Chordata, Actinopteri, Characiformes, Serrasalmidae. The transcript is spliced from 10 exons.